Molecule: messenger RNA, 963 nt
Organism: Triticum turgidum subsp. durum (durum wheat)
Lineage: Eukaryota; Viridiplantae; Streptophyta; Magnoliopsida; Poales; Poaceae
Source: the annotation of a GenBank genome assembly
AUGGCCGUUCACCACCUCCUCCGCCGCGGGAUCUCUGGUGGGUCUCCCCUCCACCCUCUGCGCGGCCUCCUCGUAUCGCAGGAGCUCGGUCGGCGUCAGGCGAGCUCGGCGGCGGCGGGGGACGCGGUGGCCGAGCUGAGGGGCGCGCGGGAGGACGUCAAGCAGCUGCUGAAGGAGAAGUCCUGCCAUCCCAUCCUGGUUCGCUUGGGUUGGCAUGACGCUGGUACUUAUGACAAGAACAUUAAUGAGUGGCCCAAGUGUGGUGGAGCUAAUGGUAGCUUGAGGUUUGAAAUUGAGUUAAAGCAUUCGGCUAAUGCUGGUCUUGUGAAUGCUUUGAAACUUAUUCAAGCCAUCAAGGACAAAUAUGCAGGUGUUACUUAUGCGGAUCUGUUUCAGCUUGCCAGUGCUACAGCCGUUGAGGAAGCUGGUGGCCCCAAAAUCCCCAUGAUCUAUGGAAGGGUUGAUGUUUCUGCCCCUGAACAAUGCCCACCAGAGGGGAGACUCCCUGCUGCUGGUCCGUCUUCACCUGCUGAACAUUUGCGAGAAGUAUUCUACAGAAUGGGCCUGAAUGACAAGGAAAUUGUUGCAUUGUCAGGAGCACACACACUUGGACGAUCAAGACCAGAGCGCAGCGGCUGGGGUAAACCUGAAACAAAAUACACUAAAAAUGGACCUGGUGCACCUGGGGGGCAAUCUUGGACAUCACAGUGGCUCAAGUUUGAUAACAGCUAUUUCAAGGAUGUCAAAGAACGACGAGACGAGGACCUCCUAGUUCUGCCUACUGAUGCUGUGCUCUUUGAGGAUUCAUCAUUCAAGAUUUAUGCUGAAAAGUAUGCUGAGGAUCAGGAUACAUUUUUUGAAGACUACGCUGAAGCUCAUGCUAAAUUGAGCAAUCUGGGGUCUAAGUUUGACCCUCCUAAGGUAGAUGUGAUUAAGAGAACCAUUUAUAGAACCAGGACAUAA